Messenger RNA from Aureobasidium melanogenum CBS 110374, 1923 nucleotides. RefSeq names its product glycosyl hydrolase family 3 N terminal domain-containing protein. Gene Ontology annotation, molecular function: beta-glucosidase activity. The transcript has a single exon. Lineage: Eukaryota; Fungi; Ascomycota; Dothideomycetes; Dothideales; Saccotheciaceae. The coding region runs from base 1 to 1923 and encodes 640 amino acids. The record is from RefSeq and is a predicted model, not a curated record. Gene Ontology annotation, biological process: glucan catabolic process.
AUGCAUAUACCAUCUCCAUCAUGGAGCCGCUUGCUCAUCCCUGCUAUCUUCCUAUCGCCUUGGGCCUCAGCAGUUCCAUGCUCCUCAUGCAAAGCAACUCCAUCCACACUUCAGAAUUCGACAAUUCUUCCCUACUUGGACCCUUCUCUCUGCAUUCAGGACCGCCUCGAUGAUCUACUCUCUCGCAUGACUCUCGAAGAAAAGGCAGGUCAACUCUUCAUCAAGCAAAUUCCUGCUGGCGUGAACGGCACAAUCGACAAUACGACUUUCGUCCUCGACGGCACCAGAAACCUCACCACCGCACCCCUAAUAACCGAAAAAUUGCUCUCGCACUUCAACGUCAACAACGCAAGAUCUGCAAAGCAGAUGGCAGAAUGGCAUAAUGCAAUUCAAGAACUUGCGCUGCAGACGCGACUCAAGAUUCCCGUUACCAUUGCUAGCGAUCCUAGACACGCGUUUGCAGAUACAGUGGGCAGCUCCAUCGCUAGUGGACAAUUCUCAAAGUUUCCCGAAAGUUUAGGGAUUGCAGCGUUGAGGGACCCAGCACUUGCAGAACUCUAUGCUGCCAUUGUGAGAGAGGAGUAUCUGGCUGUGGGUAUCAGAUCUGCCCUUCAACCUCAGAUUGACCUCGUGACCGAGCCACGCAUGGCUAGAAGCGGACAAACCUUUGGCGAAGACGCAAACUUGACUGCAUCUAUGGUAGUCGCACUGAUCAAAGGCUUUCAAGGCCCUGAGUUGGGCCUGACCUCGGUCACAACAGUCACAAAACACUUCCCUGGCGCUGGACCAGCUAGAAAUGGCAAUGACUCGCACUUCGCUACUGGAAAAGACAACACUUACUUCGGCGACUUCCUCGAUUACCAUUUAAUACCCUUCAAAGCAGCUAUUGCGGCUGGAGGGCGCCAGAUCAUGCCGUCCUAUGCUCGUCCAAUUGGUACGAAAUACCCAGAAGUCGCCUUUGGAUUCAACAAACCCGUCAUCACCGGUCUGCUCCGUGAAGAACUUGGCUUCGAUGGCAUUGUCGUCAGCGACUGGGGUCUAAUCACUGACGCAGAAAUCAUGGGCGUAGUAGAACCAGCACGCGCCUGGGGCGUCGAAAACACCACCGAGCUCGAACGCGCAAAAAUGGUUCUCGAUGCCGGGGUCGACCAAUUCGGCGGCGAGAUACGUACGGAAUUGCUCGUUCGACUUGUCAACGAAGGUCAGAUUCCUGAGUCGCGUCUUGAUGUCUCUGUCCGCAAACUGCUGGAAGAGAAAUUCAUGCUCGGUCUUUUCGACAACAGGUUUGUAAAUCCAGAGGCUGCGGAGAGAGUUGUUGGUAACCCUUACUUUGCUCGUAUUGGCAAUGAGACACAGAGACGUGCAUACACGCUCUUGACGAAUCAGGCGGAUAUCCUUCCUCUGCGUCCAAAGGACGGCGUAAAGUUCUACGCUCAAGGUUUUAAUGCCUCGUACCUUGAAGCCCGCAACUUGACUGUUGUGGAUUCACCCUCCGAAGCAGAUUUCUGCUUCUUGCGACUCAGUACUCCCUGGGAGGCUAGAGGCUCUCCUUUCCGCCAGCGAUACCAUGAGGGACGUCUUGACUUUAACGAGACAGAGAAGGCUGCUCACUCCGCUCUAUUCAAGGCCUGUCCAACCAUCGUCGAUAUCCUUCUCGAUCGCCCAGCUGUGAUACCCGAGAUUGCUGAAGAGGCUGCUGCAUUGUUUGGAAACUAUGGUGCUAGUGUUGAUGCGUUCUUGGAUGUCGUGUUUAACAAGGAUGGUUGGAAGCCAGAGGGUAAAUUGCCGUUUGACAUGCCCAGAAGCAUGAGGGCCGUAGAGGCACAGGUUGCUGACGUGCCUUUCGAUACCGAGGAUCCUUUGUUUGAGUUUGGGCAUGGAUUGAGCUAUAACAGAGCUGAUUCGUGUGGCUGGAAGGGUUGA